AUGAGUAACCAGGCACUUCUGGACAAAUUAGACCGUACCACAGAAACCUUAGCCCAAACGUUGUCCCAGCUGGUCAGACUUUCAUCAAUUGAUGACCCUGGCUCAGCAGAUUCAUCAGAAGGAAAUGCCACCGAGAUAUCUAGUUCUUCUACAGCAUCGCUUGCCACAACAAGUAUUUUAAUGGUCCACUCCCAGACUAUGCAACUUAUCAAAGGAAUUCAAGAUCUGUUGAUUAUUACAAGAUCCAUCAGAGAAACAUGGGUUCUAGGACAGGUGCCAGACAAAGAUAAGCAGAGAGAAACCAAGAUGGAUUAUGAAAAAUGUGAAGCAAUGCUGGACCGAGCGCUUAACGAAAUUUUCGGCCCCCCUCGUGCUUGA
Messenger RNA from Eremothecium cymbalariae DBVPG#7215, 378 nucleotides. It is a transcript of the gene SRB6, whose product is annotated as Srb6p. NCBI's taxonomy places the organism in Eukaryota, Fungi, Ascomycota, Saccharomycetes, Saccharomycetales, Saccharomycetaceae. Gene Ontology annotation, biological process: regulation of transcription by RNA polymerase II. The record is from RefSeq and is a predicted model, not a curated record. The transcript has a single exon. The coding region runs from base 1 to 378 and encodes 125 amino acids. Gene Ontology annotation, molecular function: transcription coregulator activity. Gene Ontology annotation, cellular component: mediator complex.